Dermacentor silvarum is the source of this 1216-nucleotide messenger RNA. RefSeq names its product transcriptional regulator ATRX homolog. The record is from RefSeq and is a predicted model, not a curated record. The transcript is spliced from 2 exons. The coding region runs from base 185 to 1216 and encodes 343 amino acids. Lineage: Eukaryota; Metazoa; Arthropoda; Arachnida; Ixodida; Ixodidae.
CAGCAUUUUGCGGUGGCUGCGAGCCAUUGGCGACGCGAUACGUCGCUUCUCCGGGGACCAUGGACGCCUAGUGGCACUCUGUGCGGAUACGAGCCUUACCGCGACUCGUCGUAUAGAGAAAGGCAGCGGACCCGAGAGAACGUCCUCGGAGGUGGCGAGCGCGCAAGCGACUGGUUCCACCGACAUGCCCCCUGUGACGCCCGGCACAAGCGGAACGGACAAGCGACGCGCCGCCACGGCUAAGAGGCGAGGUCACUCACCGGACACUGUCAGCGGUAGCUCGUCGGACAGUGGGCGCGACGUGAAGACACGCAAGUCCAAACGACAACGACGUCGAUCCAGUAGCAGCGACACUGACACAUCCGGCAGCACGCAAAACCUGCGCAAAAACAGAGCUGCGAAGCGCCGCGCGGGAAGUGAAUCCUCGUCCAGCCGUCUCAGCAGGGAGACAGGCAAAUGCUCGUCGCCAAGCAGCGGCUCCACGACAAUGCGCAAGACAAGUGGCAGGAAGACACACAAGUACAGCCACGGCAGCAGAGACUCGCCCAAGCCUGAAAUGAAAAGAUUGCGGCAUCGCUCUGGAAGCCCGCUGGAAGCCAGAAGAAAGAGCGAAUGGCGUAAGAGGGACACCGACAGCGAUGUUCAGUCGACGAGCUCUGUUAUCAGUGACGUGGCAGCCAUUAAGCGGAGAGCGGCUAAAAGGCGUCGGCCUAGGUCGUCUAGCGAGGAAAGCAACAGCCCAGAAACGCUCAACGAAGAGGCGAAGACAGCCUCAAAGACUGCCGCAGAAAAAAAGGUUCGCCCCGUGGCCGUGAAGCCGGGCGACGUCCAGACCAGCAAGUGCCGAGCAGCAGAGGAGCGCGAUUCGGAAGCAGCUUCGAACGAGGAGACCAGCGCAAACAAGAAGCGGCGGAAAAGGAAAGUGCCGGAUACUCCGGUGACUGACCUGUUCAACGCUCUCAACGACCCUGCAGCCACGUCUUCGUCUCGCAGUGCGAACAAAAACGACUCGUCGAAGGCUAGGCGCGAGACCAGCAGGACACCUAUGAAAGAGAACAACGACGAUCGCUCCGACGACGGACGUGAGAAGAACCAGGCAGCCCAGAUGUGCCACCCAUGGAAGCGUUUCCUGACCCGAUGGAGUUUCCCGACUUGGGUCAAGACAUUGAGGAGCUACUGGAGCUGUUCCUCGGGCUGUUCCUCGAGGUGCUUUUGA